ACUAUGGAUCUCCAGCCCACCAAACAUAACCGGAUUAAUAUGUCUUCAUAUCUACACCUUAUGUUGUCAUCAUGUGUACAAUAUACACAAUAAAACUGAAGUUAUAUAUUCAUUGUUUUAUUUACCUUUAGUUUUUUGGUGAGAACUCAUGGAGGGUUUGCCGGCAGAUUGCAUAGCUGACAUAUUGUCCCGAGGGUCACCACGCGAUGCUUGUAGGUCCGCGGUGGUGGCUUCGGUCUUUAGAGUGGCUGUAGAGUCGGACGUGUUGUGGGAUAGGUUCUUACCACCUGAUCACGAAGAAAUCAUAUCGGAAAGCGUGUCUCCGGUGAAGUAUAAAUCUAAGAAGGAGCUUUUCUUUAAACUUUCUAGUCCACUUUUUAUUGAUCAUGGCCUCAAGGCAUUCUCUAUAGACAAAGCAACGGGUAAAAAGUGUUACAAGCUAAGUGCAAGAAAGCUUUACAUUGCUUGGUCAGCCAAUCCUCUCUUUUGGUGUUGGAAACCCGUUAUCGAAUCAAGAUUUGCUGAAGUUGUAGAGCUUAGAAUGACAAGUUGGCUUGAAAUAGAAGGAAAGAUCGACACCCGCAUUUUGUCACCAAACACAAUGUAUAGAGCAUAUCUGAUUGUUAAAGUCGCUCAUCAUCGUGCCUAUGGUUUAGAUGUUGUACCAUGUGAGGUUUUGGUUGAAGUUGGUGAAUUUUGUUCGCGAGGGACGGUAACAUUGUCUCACAAUGCAUGCGUGAAACGAUCAUUAGAGCGUGUUUGUGGUGAAAACAAGGUUGAAGAAGGUUCAAGAUCAAGAUUUGAAGACAAUGUUGCUAGGGUUGGUUUGGAGAGAAAGGAUGGAUGGUUGGAGAUAGAAUUGGGUGAGUUUUACAACCAGGGAAUGUGUGAAGAGGAGGUUAAAAUGAGCUUAAGAGAAAUUAAUGGUGUUCACUUGAAAGGUGGGCUUGUUGUUGAAUCACUUGAAAUCAGGCCCAUCUAGUAAGGAUCAUGAUAAACAAUUUUCAUAGAAAAAAAAAAACAAAAUAUGAAGUUUUGUGUAUUGGGUUUUCUGAACCA
Helianthus annuus (common sunflower) is the source of this 1059-nucleotide messenger RNA. Its product is annotated as F-box protein PP2-B15. The transcript has 3 exons. The record is from RefSeq and is a predicted model, not a curated record. Gene Ontology annotation, molecular function: protein binding. Bases 149 to 982 code for a protein of 277 amino acids. Lineage: Eukaryota; Viridiplantae; Streptophyta; Magnoliopsida; Asterales; Asteraceae.